AUGGCGUGCGAUCUGGACCGGAUUGACCACGUACACGCCGGGAUACAAUAUUCCUAUGACGAUAUCGCGUUUCCGCCCAUCUCCACCGCUCACGGGACGUACUACGACGGCGAGCAAGACGACGUAGAGAACCUGGAGGAGUACCAGGAAGGCGGCUAUCACCCCAUCGACAUCGACAGCUAUCUAGACACGCAGAGGUACCGCGUCGUGCACAAGCUCGGCCAUGGCGCAUUCGGCACCGUGUGGCUGUGUCGCGACCACGAGCUGCAUCGGUACGUUGCCGUCAAGGUCAUGACGGCCGACGUGUCGCUGGAGAGCGUGACGGAGAUUUCCCUCCUCAAGCACCUCGACCAGACCAACCCCGGAGCGCGGCACAUUGCCCUGCCGCUGGACAACUUCCAGGUGCGCGGGCCCAACGGCACGCAUCAGUGCAUCGUCUUCCCGCUGCUGGGCCAGUCCGUGUCGCCGGUCCUGUGGCAACGACUCGAGCAUCCCGGCCUCGUCCUCAGGAACCUGUGCCGCCAGGCCGUGCUGGCACUGAACUGCUUGCACGAGAGCAGCGUCGGCCACGGAGGCAUAGACUUCCGCCCCUCCAACAUCCUGAUCAAAGUGUCCGGGCUGGACGACCUUAGCGAGGACGAGCUCCUCUCGCAGAUAGGGUACCCGGAGCCAGGCGCCGUCGUCGCCCAGGACGGCGGGCCGCUGCCGCCCUUCUCCCCCAGAUAUCUCGUCCCCGCGGCCGACAUGUCGCGGCUGGACUCCAAGUAUCUACGGGAAGAGAUCUGCCUGAUCCGCUUCGGGCAGGCGUACCUCAAGUCGAGCCCGCCGCCCGACCUGGGCACGCCGGAGAACUACCUCCCGCCAGAGCGGCUGGUCGACGACCAAAAGGACAAGGUCGGGCUGAGCUGCGACAUCUGGGCCCUGGGCUGCACGCUGUUCGAGAUCCGGCUGCAGACGCCGCUGUUCCACAUGCUCUACGGGCCAGACGAGGUGCUCGACGAAAUGGUCAGCUUCUUCGGCAAGUUCCCGGAGCCGUGGUGGUCGCGGUGGCAGCAGCACGCCGACUACCGCGACGACGAGGGCAACACGCUGCGCCGCCGCGUCGACGUGGACGGCGAGCCGUACAGCAUCGACAGCGUCCUGCGCGGCGACAAGUCCACCAUGAGCACCGUCGACGGCGUCCUGCAGGUCGUCAAGACCAUGGAGGUGCCGCGCGACGAGAUGCUCGUGCUCAAGGAGCUCCUGCUCAGGAUCUGCGCCUACGCGCCCGAAAACCGGCCCUGUACCGGCGACAUCCUGCGCGACGAGUGGUUCAGCAGGUGCGCCUAG
Molecule: messenger RNA, 1329 nt
Organism: Metarhizium album ARSEF 1941
Lineage: Eukaryota; Fungi; Ascomycota; Sordariomycetes; Hypocreales; Clavicipitaceae
Product: Protein kinase-like domain protein
Exons: 2
Coding region: 1-1329 (442 amino acids)
Biological process (GO): protein phosphorylation
Molecular function (GO): ATP binding; protein kinase activity
Source: RefSeq, a predicted model, not a curated record